AUCAUAACCAAUUUCAAGGUCAAAUAAAUCAAUUCCAACAAAGAGAAUGAAUGUCAAUGCCAACUUGACAUUACCCAAACUAACUGAUGUUUCUUUUUCUUCUUGUAACUUGAGUGAAUUCCCCAAUUUCUUAAGACAUUCAAAUGGUCUGGGAACCCUAGUGCUAUCCAAAAAUAGCAUUCAUGGCAAUAUUCCUAAAUGAAUAUGUGAAAAGGAUCUCAUGAUUCUUGACCUCUCUCAUAACAAUUUAAGCGAAAAGAUUCCAAAUUGUCUUCCUAAGUCUCUCUCAGCGUUGAAUUUGCAAGGCAAUAACUUUGAUGGAAAUAUACCAUUUGGGUUUCCAGAGGGCUAUGGAUUACGAAAUCUCAACUUACAUGGAAAUCAAAUGGACGGCUUAUUACCAAGGUCUUUGAUGAACUGUCGCAUGUUGUGUUUCUUUCUUGUAGCAUUCUUUAUACUCAUAUAAAUUGUCAGUUUUCUCUUUCUACUUAAUAAUUUUGUCUUUCUCUGUUCUAAAAUCUAUCACAUUUUCUUCAAUUUUUAAGAAGUUCCUUUAUUAUAUGUUAAAUGUGAAAGGAAAAUUUAAUCAUUUUUUUUCUCAUGGACUAGUCUUAUCGUCAUUUUCUGCACUUCAAAGAAAAAGCAAUCUCGAGG
This is a messenger RNA of Rubroshorea leprosula, 654 nucleotides long. NCBI's taxonomy places the organism in Eukaryota, Viridiplantae, Streptophyta, Magnoliopsida, Malvales, Dipterocarpaceae. The record is from the annotation of a GenBank genome assembly.